Molecule: messenger RNA, 3053 nt
Organism: Phlebotomus papatasi
Lineage: Eukaryota; Metazoa; Arthropoda; Insecta; Diptera; Psychodidae
Gene: speck
Product: arylalkylamine N-acetyltransferase 1
Exons: 4
Coding region: 2086-2901 (271 amino acids)
Molecular function (GO): N-acetyltransferase activity
Source: RefSeq, a predicted model, not a curated record
AAAAGGAUGUUUCUUUGAAAAUGAAAAAGUUUUGUCAAAUUGGAAAAUAACAUCCUUUGACAAAUUUUUUACAAAAUCCAUUGAACGACGUUACAAACCUUUUUUGUACUAAGUACGCUCGUUUAACUCAUUCGAUAGAACAUUUAAGCUGUUGCAGUAUUAGCUGGAGUUGUUCCCCUUUUAAUGCUAAAUGAGUAACGUGAUCAAUGUUCUAUUUUUAUGAUUAAUUUUAAAGAUAUUUAAUUAAUCUAAUUAAUAUGACUUUUUAAUAAUAUUCUGGAUAUAGGGUAAGUGUGCCAAAUUUCGGCAUAGUUGCAUGCAAGCGUCAAAGUCUUAAGUUUGAAAUGUAUUUAAAUACAAAUUGAUUUUUUUAUUCUUUCUUCUGAAAGAGUGUUGCUUGGAACCUUGUAAAGAGUUUACCGUCUUUAUUUACUCUAAAAUCAUUCUUAAUACAUUUUAAAAUGAAUAAAAAUAUAGACAUAGCAUUGGUGCCCUAUUUCGGCCACCUUCAUUCUCAUAGUUUCUUGCCCUUCGGGAAUUCUUCUAAUGUCUUUUUUAGAUCAUCUUGUUCGUCGAAGCGACAUUUUUUGUUAUUCUUUUGCAUUGUAUAAUCUCUAGAGUACGUAAAAUCUAAAAGUUCAUGGAAAUUCGAGGAACAAAUAAGGUGGCCGAAAUUGCAAGCAGGCCGGAAUUAGGCACACUUACCCUAUCUUUGUAUCCCAUUGUUGGAUACUUUUAACUUUUAACCUUAAUUUUUUAUCUGAUCUAAUUAAGUGGUAUUGGAAAUAUUUAUCAAUAUCACGGGAAGAAAUUUGAUAAAUAAUAAUAAAUUGUUAUAAAUUGUCUCCAAGGUUGAUCUCAAUGCACGACACCUGAAUUUAGUGCAAUAUGCUUUAAACAGCUGUUGCUAUGAAAAUAUAUUUCCCGAGGAAAAUGCUGCGUUGGUAGUAAGAGAUGGUGACAAUAUGAGUUAGAUAAAAGGUUUCAUUGAUUCUAUUGUAAAUCACGACUGAAUUAAUUGAAAGUAUAGCUAAAUUAUUAAGGUAUAAUCUAUGGACAUGUUGGAAAAUAUCAUUAGAUUUGUUUAAAAUGCACUGAAAUUGAUUUAUUGAUAUUAAUGAACACUGGUGCUGAAUGCAAAUCAGAUAAACAAUUAUGCAAAUAAAUUUAAUACAUGGAAAAUGGAAAUUGGCGUGGAAAGUGAUACUGUGGGGCUGAGAGUGUUAACUGAAGGAAGUCCAAAAGGGAUGUUGACGAUGUUGAUUUAGGAAUUGAUUUCAUGGGAAUGGGGCCAAUGCUUUCCGGAGAUUAUAUUCUAUUCUCUUGUAUCAGAUGUUAUGAUAGAGUUAUGGGUAGAAAAUGACAAAAGCCUGUCUCAAUAUAGACAUCUUGUGAAUGGCUUAUCGGGCAUUGUUAGCUUUGACAUGGGUUAAGAAAAUUCCCAUUGAGGGCAGAAUAUCAGAAAAUUAAUUCAUCUUUGGGCUAUGUCCACAAAAUGGGCAGUUUGCUGGUAAAGUUGGCAAAUUGAAUAAAUAAUCCAUGACCCUGAAUGAUAAAACGAUAAAUCAAAUGACAAGAAACAAGAAAACAAGAGUGGGAUAUAAAUUCACUUUUGCGUAACUUUAGAUUGUCUUUAAGCACGGCUCUUGGUGCUUGAAAAGAUAGAGGAGCUAUAUGGAGGAGGAGGAAUUGCAUUUGUAACAAUGUGUACUGACCCACCAGCAGCCCCCCAUGUCGAUCCUCCAAGAGGAGAGCGAUUGUGAUUCUGUGGCGGGGGCACAUGAUAUCGAAUCACUCCAGCUUAUAUAAAGAGUCAGCACCUUUUCAUUCUUGAUUUCAAGUCAAUCGCACAACUCCGAAGUGGAUGAUACCCAUCAUCUCUCUUAGUUCUUUUCAAGAGAAGUUGUUGGGAUUUCAGUCGGAGUGAGAUUACAAAGUUUGUUUUGCAUUCCUCCCCAUUAUCCUUUUAUUUUCUCAAUCAAAAACUUAGCAUUUCUGUGAUUGUUUUUUGCUUUUGCAUGUGAUUGUUCGUUUUGUGAAAAAAAAGAAAUAUUCUUUUAAUUUUGCUUUACCGUGUUCAUCACAAUGGAAGUUCAGUUGCAACCAAAAGUUCAAUUAAACCCCCAAACAAAGGCAUACAAUGAGGAUUUCAUCGAAUAUGGGAUUUCCAAUUUGCUGUCGUUGCGGAGAGGAAGUGGAGUGUCGACGAAGAAAAUGUCUACACCAGCAGUUGCUCCUGCCACAGAGAAAAUCCACUAUGAACCAGUCACAGAAAAGGAUUCUGAGGAAAUAUUGAUAUUACUGAAAAAAUUCUUUUUCAAAGAUGAACCUUUGAAUACGUAUCUGGAUUUAGGAGAAUGCAAAGAACUGGAGCUGUACUCUACAAAAUGUAUAAAAGAAAAGUGUUCCUUCAAAGCACUAAAUUCCAAGAAUGAAAUUGUAGGAGUAUUCCUCAACGGACUUAUUCAUAGACCAAAAGAAGGAGAGGAACCUGUAAAAUUGGCUGAUGGCUGUGAACACAAGAAAUUCAGAAAAAUAAUGGGAUUGAUGGACUAUAUCGAUACGAAAUUCAAUCUUUUCGAUCUCUACCCAGACAUCGAUGUGGCUCUGGAUGGAAAAAUCCUCUCAGUGGACAGUAACUACCGUGGAAUGGGCAUUUCUGUUGAGCUCACGAACCUUACCAUUGAGCAUAUGCGACAGAAUAACAUUCCACUUAUGCAUGUGCUGUGUUCUAGUCACUUUUCUGCCCGCGUGAUGGAGAAGCUGGACUUUGAGGAGGUCUUUAGGAUGCCCUAUACCGAUUAUUUGGACAGCAAUGGGGAGCAAAUUCUCUGUCCAGCCCAUCCACAUGUAGCGUGUCGGACUUUAGUGAAGAGAAUCAUUCCAACGGCCCAGAAAUAAUGGACAGAAGAGGAGAGCACAGAAGAUACGUCAAUUAGAAUUUGUUGCGUGUUCAUUUGAAAUUUAUCAAAAUGUUCCAGAGUACGGUGAAUGUUUAAAAGAAAUUGUGCCAAAAUUACAAUAAAAAGCACUCCUGAAUCCACGAAAAAAAA